ACUGUCGCGCGUCGAUAUCAAUGCGUUAAGCGUGCGUGCAAAUUACACGUGGAUGACAAGAAAAAGUUGAACUUCUAACUAACUCAAGAAAUUCUAUCGAUUUGUAGUCCGUGUCGUGGACUUAGACCUAGAAUUUUAUUUUAUUUCAGCUUACAAUAACGUAGGUGAAAAAAAAUUCAAGAAAAUCAUGCCGAAACAGAAGAGUAAGCAAACACUAGUUGCAAGCAGCGGCUCUGAAUCUGACGAGCCUACUCCCAAGAAGGCAAAGACUGCUGCCAAGAAACCUGCCAAGAAAUCAGCUGAUGAAAAUGACACUUCCGACAUGUUUUCACUAUCCAGACAGAGAUUUGUGAAUGUGAGGGAGUUUCGUGGUAAAGUCCUUAUUGAUAUCCGUGAGUACUAUGAGCCAGAGGUUGGCGAUCUCAGGCCUGGAAAGAAAGGAAUCAGCUUGACGGUGGAUCAGUGGAGGAAGCUUGUCAACCAGAUUGAUGAAAUUGAUGCCAGGAUCGAAGAGAUGGCUUGAGAUUUUUUUUAUAUAUCCUGUCCUUUUAUUUGUAAGAUUUGCAAUUUAAGCCCCAAUUAAGAAAAGUGUCAAAGAAAAAUAAUGUUAAUCUCGUAAAAUGUCUGUACUACUGGACACUAAACAAAUAUUUAAGCAUUAAUUAAAUAUAUAUUGCACCAAUCUUCAAGGUCCAAUAGCUCGCAUCACGUAAUGUACAUGUAAUGAAGUCUGGUUAGCCAUCCUGUUCUUUUAUAACAAGUUUUCUGUCUGGGUUGGUAUUCUGAAAUUAUAUAUCUUGAAACACAACUUCACUCCUGCAAUUGUCAAAGAAGAAAAAAUAAAUAAAGGUACACACUUGUGGUGGAUGCAAACAAUACAAAUCAUUGCCCAUGGGCAAGACCAUAAUUUUAAAGUGUGCUCUUCAUGUAUGCAAAUGGAGUACCCAAUUUCUCACUGCUUGGACAAUUUAAGGAAGAUAAAAGAUGAAAUUAAUUUAGACUUUUGAUAAUAUUAUGCCCCUUUUUGACUUUAUAAUUUACUCCAUUGGCUCUCUUUUAUUAGAUAAGCAGUUUUCAGCAGCUUCUUUUUGCCAUUUUAAAGUAGUGUAGAUUGUAGAUAUAUUCCAUUGACUGUGAAUAUAUGCAGCUUUGGGGUACGUUGAUGUAAAUUUUUGAUGCAGCUUUUUAAUUGAUACUACAGUACAUGUGUAGGUUAUCUUUUUUUUCUGAUUUAAACUUUAUGACAUGUUUAGCUCGAAGCAUAUCACCAUUAUCUUUUCAUAAUUUGGUUGUCAUUUACACAGAUUUAGCUCUAAGCUUAUCAUUACACUAUUGUAAUUAUUAUUUUGUCUUGUGGUUUGAAGGCUGUAUGCUUCUCAUAUUUCCAUCAUUUCAUUAUUAUUUUGUUUCUGUUUGGUGUCAAUGAUGAAAAUGUUCCUGCAGCUCAAAGCUGUUUGCAUCACUAUAACCAUGAUUUUAUUAACAUCUUUUCAUUAAAGGUAUUUCUCAUUUUGAAAUUGGUAUGAAUUUGUUGUAUAUGUAGUAUAUUCCUGUCCGACAAAAAUGAUGAUAGAUUCUGUCAAAGUUUCUGUCUUAAGUAGAGUAAAUCCUCCCUAUCAAAGAUGCCCAGUAUUUGAAGUUUUGUGAUGCAGAGAAUGGGUCCAAUUAUAUUUUUAUGAAUUAUAAUGAAAUACACAUGUACCAAUAUCAUUGGAAUGGAAUUCUGCUUAAAGCUAUCUCCUGUCUACCAUAUAUUCUCCUAAGAUAUCCUUUGGCAUAAUAAAUGAUGAUAUUUGGGUGCCCAAAUGAACUGCACCUGAAUACCUUAAUGGUGGUUAGCAUCUGUAUUUACUAAUCAAUUUGCCCAUUUUUGCCAAGAGCAUGUAUGUAGAUACAUAUAUGGAAUAUUUCAUAAUUUCAUAAUAACAUUGUGCUAAAACAUGACUUGCAGUAUUUGAUUUAUAACAUUUUUAUUCAACGUUCUUUAUUCUUAUUUCAUGAACCUGCAUCUGUAAUAUGAUUUUUUUAAUUGCCAAUCUUCAUCCAUAAUUAAAGAAUUGUAUCCCCAUAUGUGCUUUGCAUUAUUAAAAGUUAAUGUAGAAACGCACCAUUUUCUGUAACGCAUGCAUAGGUUUAUGUUUUGUGGUAUUUAGAGAAAAAUGCAUUUAGUUCUGAUAUUUCAUAUUGUAAUUAAUCUUUACCAAAGGUCUUCCAAGACUGACCCUGAUAUGUUAUUUUGAUGAGGAUUUGUGGUCCAGUUCUACAUUGUAGUUUGUUAAAUGUUUUUCAGUGGUAGAAGAAAAUAGAAGGAAUGUGCCUCAAUGCCAUAACAAUAGAUGUCAAACAGAGGAGGUUUUUUUUUCUCUCUUUGAGAUUAAAUUUGAAUACAUUUUCAUCAUUUUGUUCAUUUCAUAUACACAGAUUUUUUCAAAAAUUUUAAUUUCAUCAAAUUCUUCAGUCAUUUAAGAUUACAAAGUACAUGAGGUACCCAUUUCAUAACAAAUUUUUGAUUAUGGUAACAGAGUUCAGUAGCCAAUCAAAAUUGAGUUUAUCAUGGAAGUUCUUACCAUGAUGGCAAAGUAACCAUCAUAAGUGUGAGAUAUUUAUGAAAUAGGUCACAGAGCAUUGAUAGAUAAAUGUGUAUCAGUGGGAAGUUUUGGGGAAAAAGUGGAUUUCUGCUCACCAGUUGACUGACUGUAAGUUUUUUUUUAAGAAUUCCAGGAUGUGAACUGAUAGACAAAGUGGGAUUAUCGGUGACAGGUCAUUUAUUCACACAAUCAAUAUGACCUCUUUUUGUGCAAAAGAGGUGUGAACACCCUGGUGGGUUUUCAUCAGUAUUUUUCAUUUGACAAGUUGUCUAGAGCUGACUAUCCAUGGUUUUGAUUGGCUAAGAAGCACAAUUGUGUGAACAAUAGUCUAUAAAUCAUCAUUGCUGACAACUUUCAUGAAAACAGUCCCCCAGUAGCUCUCUAUCUUUGCAAUUGUUUAUUAUUUUUUAUUUGCUUAUUGAAAUAAGAUUAGUUUUGAUAAAUUGCUCAUCUAGAGUUCUAGAAUGGUAAUAGACAACAGAACCAUGAAAAAAAAAUCUUAUUCUGUUUAGGCUUGAUUGUAUUACUAUAAGGUACUUUGUUCUUUUGUGCAGGAAUCCCACAAGCGUCUUUUCAUCCCCAAUCCUCACAUUUCAUCAAAGUCAAAAUAAUAGAGAAUGGGGCAAAGAUGCUGAGAAAAGAUGCAUGGAUGGUGCAUUUGUAGUGGGAUUCCUGCUAAAAAUGUGCCACAUACUUGACAAGUUACCUUAGGAGGAGGUGUCAAAAUGGACGUGUAUGACUAGACUAGAAUCUUAAUUCCUUUAGAAUUUGCCCAUUAAGAGUGACCACUGAUUGUAGUGCAUGGGCUUUUGUUUUCAUCAAGAAUGUUAUUCAUAAAUUGUAAUAUGUAGAGAUUAAUAUUUAAUAUACAAGAUUCAUUCAUACUUGAAAUAAAAAAAGCACAUUGUAUGUA
Messenger RNA from Lytechinus pictus (painted urchin), 3501 nucleotides. Its product is annotated as activated RNA polymerase II transcriptional coactivator p15-like. The transcript has 5 exons. NCBI's taxonomy places the organism in Eukaryota, Metazoa, Echinodermata, Echinoidea, Temnopleuroida, Toxopneustidae. Gene Ontology annotation, cellular component: nucleus; transcription regulator complex. The record is from RefSeq and is a predicted model, not a curated record. Bases 188 to 523 code for a protein of 111 amino acids. Gene Ontology annotation, molecular function: DNA binding; transcription coactivator activity. Gene Ontology annotation, biological process: positive regulation of transcription initiation by RNA polymerase II.